AUGACGAUGGAGCUUUGGUUCCUACUUUCGACCGUCGGGGUCCUGCUGGUGUAUCGGGUGUACGCGUACCUCACGAGGAACAACCGGUACUUCGAUGGCAAACCGAUUCCGCACCUAGCACCCGAGCCACUGUUUGGCAACGUGCGCCAGUUGCUGCUCAAGCAAGUGUCCUCGACCGAAUUCAUACGCUCCAUCUACGACCGGUUCCCACAGGAGAAAGUGUUCGGGAUGUUCGACUUCCGGACGCCGGUGUUUGUGGUGCGCGAUCCGGAGCUAAUCAAGCGGAUCGCCAUCAAGGACUUUGACCAUUUCGUGAACCACCGGCCCAUGUUCGGGCGCAACACGGACCCCGACUCGGACGCCUUGUUUGCGAAAACACUGUUCGCGCUCACCGACGGCCAGUGGCGCCAGAUGCGGGCCACGCUCAGUCCGGCCUUCACCGGGACCAAGAUGCGCCAGAUGUUCGACCUCAUCACCGAAUGCAGCGUGCAGAUGGUGCAGCACUUUCGGCAGCAAUCCAGCGAUGCCGGCCGGGUGUAUGAGAUGAAGGAAGUGUUUGCGCGCUUUGCCAACGACGUCAUAGCGACGUGUGCGUUUGGGCUGAAGGUGGACUCGUUCCGCGACGCCAGCAAUGCAUUCUUCGCCAACGGCAAACAGUUGGUCAACUUCAACCGCAUCGGAGUGAUCGUGAAGGCGAUCGGCUACAGCAUGGUCCCCUGGCUGAUGGAACGACUGGAGGUGGAUCUGUUCGACCGCCAGCAAACCCGGUUCUUCGGGAGCAUCAUCCAGGAAACGGUACGUCGUCGGAAGGCGGAUGGGAUCGUGCGACCGGAUAUGGUUCACCUGCUGAUGCGCGCCCAACAGGGAACGCUGAAGCACGGCGAGCAGCAGGAAGAAGACCGAAGCGAUGAGGGGUUCGCCACAGUGCAGGAGUCAGAAGUGGGCCGCACGGACAUCGGCGACCGCCGACCGAUCAGCGACAUGGAGCUGGUGGCCCAGUGUUUAAUCUUCUUCCUGGCCGGAUUCGAUGGAGUCUCCGCCAGCCUGGCGUUUCUUUCGUACGAGCUAGCUCUGAACCCGGGCGUGCAGGAGAAGCUUCACGCCGAAGCCCUAGCUACCCGCCAGUCUCUCAACGGUAAGCCGCUCACCUACGAUGUCCUGCAGCGCAUGAAAUACAUGGACAUGGUGGUGUCGGAGUCGCUUCGCAAGUGGUCGUCGGCCCCGUUUGUCGAUCGACUUUGCACGCGGGACUACGUGUUGUCCAUCGGCGACGACGGUACCGAGUUCACCAUCGACAAGGGGACGGUCGUGUUCAUUCCAAUCAGUGGCAUCCACCACGACCCGCGCUACUAUCCCGAUCCGGACCGGUUCGAUCCGGAGCGUUUCGGGGAAACGGCUAGGGACAACAUUAUACCCGGCACCUAUCUGCCAUUCGGGAUUGGGCCACGUAACUGUAUCGGCUCGCGGUUCGCGCUGAUGGAGGUAAAGGCCAUCAUCUACCAUCUGCUGUUGGAGUUUUCGUUCGAACGAUGCGCCGAAACACAGGUUCCACCACCGUUGGCCAAGGGAUUCAUGGGGCUUGGACUGGAAAAGGGUAUUCAGAUCGAGUUUAGACCAAGAAGUCUGCUGUCUGGUUGA
This is a messenger RNA of Anopheles bellator, 1638 nucleotides long. RefSeq names its product probable cytochrome P450 9f2. Bases 1 to 1638 code for a protein of 545 amino acids. The transcript is spliced from 2 exons. Lineage: Eukaryota; Metazoa; Arthropoda; Insecta; Diptera; Culicidae. Gene Ontology annotation, molecular function: iron ion binding; oxidoreductase activity, acting on paired donors, with incorporation or reduction of molecular oxygen; monooxygenase activity. The record is from RefSeq and is a predicted model, not a curated record.